AUGUCCGGGUCCCAGCAAGGCUGGCUCUCCUCCCUCUCGUCACUUCCUUCCCUGAUAUUCCCGCCCGUUUCUUGGUUCAUCAACGGCUCCCCAGACGGUUCUUCGGGCGCCCCCGCGAAUCUCUUGCCACUCGUUUAUUCGGAAAGCACCGUGGACGAUGCAGAAGCUUCCGAGACCGCUGCCGAUACCCCUUCGAGCUCUUUUGCUAAUUCUGAUGCUUCGUUUGUUGAUCACGAAAAAAAGAUACUCCCUGUUUGCUUGCUUUUUGAACGAAAAUUUAUUCGUGCUGACCGCCCGCGUAAUAUUAGACGUCCUUGGUUGCCUCGAUUCCCCAAGCUAAAGAGACAUUACCCCCCGGUUGAACGCAUUCGGACCGAACGAAGCCCAAAGGCCAACGCUAAUCCUCCACACUCGUACCGAAACCCACGAUCCUUUCCCAGACAAAGAUUCCUGGCCGAUACUAUCUAUCCUCGACUUGAACCAUCCGAUCCUAGACAAAAAGAUAUUUGUUUUGCGUUGUCUUCUCUGCAUAGACAGCGGGCACCCCAAGAGCCAAGUCCUGCACCACGAGCUCUUCGCCCCCCCGAGCACCCGAAUACAGUAUUUGUUGAAAUCAAUGGAAUUCGUACAAACAAACGUCGCGCUGAAGACCUCGAGGUUGAUCUGGUUGCUGCCAUUCAAAACUCGACUCAUACCAAUCCUCCAUCAUCUAUUUCUAUCUCUCGCACAGGGUUUUUCCCGGAGUCCGAGUCCAAGUUCCAGGAAGAAAUCCAGGCGCACAUGUCCCACGCAAAACCUCUUCCAGAACUCAUCACCGGGAUGAUGACCAACAUCUUGUCCACCUUCUCAGAUCUGACCGGUAUAUUCAGCCGACUUUUGUAUAAUCAAGCCUACGAAGUGUCCGAGUCUCGUUCCUAUAUUCAGAUCAAAGAUCCAUCCGGUCUCGAUGUCGCCAAGAAGCGCGUCAAGCUCACUUCUGAGAAAUCUGACUUCCAGUGGUUGGAUCGAGAUGGCCUUCACUCACUGCUUUCCCGCUACAGCCACUUCCGUCAUUGCUUUGACAAAGCCAGCUCUAUCCUCCUUGCUCAUCCGUCGCGUGCAGAGAUGAACAAACUCCUCAAACCACUCUUACCGGUCUUGGCGGAUAACGCUGAUGAUCUCAACGCGCUCAGCUCAGGAUGCGAUGGCGUGGAUCUCUGCAGAUUCUGGUUCUACUCAUGGCGGUCGAUGAUGACUUAUUUGAACACUGUCUAUGAAAUUGGCAGUUUCAUCAAGAUGAAGAAUAAGCACCAUAGAGCACCAACGGUUUGGCCAAACUCUCCCUCAUCAGAAACGCUGGAGACAGCGGCACGAAUCAGGAGGUUUCUAUCCGACCCAAGCCUUUUUGUUGUGUUGAAAUCCAUUCUUGAACUGAGCGACGAAUUGGUGAAUUAUCCUAUGCCAGCCGACAUGAUUGAUCGAGUGGUCCUCGACAUGGCAGCAGUUCAGCACAACAUCGUCCUGCCAAGUUAUGUGCAGUCUGAACAAUUUCACGAACGACUUCUAGAGUAUUUCCCGCCUCCUCAACGAGUGGACCCAGACUACGCCUGCCCAGUCCUCCCCGGAGCCUUCCCCGAGGCUGACUCAGAGUUUCACGAUGUCGGCUUAGUCGAGCCUGAAGUUCCCCCUUUGCCUUCGCUAAGCGUUGAACCACCUCCUCGCAUCUCCAAAAGGGGUUCAACCAAGACUGACCGCUUGAGAGCUAAAUUUUUUGCGGCCGAGAUAUCUCGUCUCACACCGGAGGAAUUCCAGACGAAGUACUGCGGACCAAGCGACGAUCACCGCAACAUAGAAAACGACUACAGCACAGAUUUCAUCGGAAAGAAGCCACUCACAACAGCCCAUGUCGGAGUUGUAAGAUCUAUUUUGAAGGACCGCAAAGCACCGAAGCGGCUCACCAUGACACGCGCCCCAAAGGCCGUGCGUUUUACCGAAGGCACUAUCACUCCUCGGCAACGAACGCAUCUGGGACUGGACAUCCGCAGACUGCUUCCCAGCUCUGAUCGCGCUACUGAUCCAGUUUUCAUUGGUAAUAUUAAGCUUGGACAGUCGGGGCCUGCCGAUGAUAAAUUGGAUGUAGAUGAAUGGGAAUAUCUCCGGGCUCAACAAACAAAUCGACAUGUCAAUUCAAUUUUUCAUGGGGCUAAAAUAUCGAAGCAUAAGCCGCCCGCCAAUGACGCUAUUGAUCCCUCGCUAGCGAUCGAGAGAAUGCUGUCAGUUUCGUCCAUCGAGUCACUAGCCAUCAGCGACGACACCAGGGCUGGCAUUGCCAUUAAGAAAGAACAGGUCGCCCAGCAAGCAGCAGAAGACGCCAGGAAGUAUGCCGAGGAGCGCGCCCGUCAAGAACUUGAAGAAAAGCUCGCCAGAACAGGGGGUCUUCGAGCUCCAGAGCAGCCUCUCGUAUCACCACUCAGUGACCACUGGCAAGAGCGGGCUCAAGAAACUCUCCGCAAAUCACCUCGAACUACGCUGGCAAAAACAGGAGACGGCAUUGAUCUCAGACGACACGACUUCGCCAAAGUCGUGAAAGCUACAGAGUGGCUUAACGAUGAAAUCGUCAAUGGCUGUCUCAAUUGGCUGGACCAAUCCAUUAAUUCGGCUGCUGGCAUUAAGGAUGUCAAGAAGAGCACCCGCAAGUGUCUUGCGAUGUCCUCCUUCUUCUUUAAAUUUUUGCGGGAGAACGGAUUCACCAAAUCCGAAAGAACUCUCCGACGCCAUGGAGUGGAAAAGAAGAACUUCCUCCAUGUGGAUACCCUGCUUCUCCCCAUUUGCGAGAGCUCACACUGGACGCUCCUCGUCAUUCGGCCAAGCAAAAAGACGAUAGCACAUAUGGAUUCCUUGAACCCACGAGGUUCACAAACAUACAUUAGUUUGGGUUUAGGGUGGCUCAAAUACAUUCUGGCGGAGACCUUUGUGGAAGAUGAGUGGAAGGUGACACAACACGAAGCACCAGUACAAACCAAUGGGUACGACUGCGGUGUACACACCAUCACCAAUGGGAUGUGCGUUGCAUUGGGCCUGAAUCCAAUUGACACCUAUACUACAGAAGACAUGCCACAGCAACGUCUCAGACUGGCCAGUAUGCUUUUGAACGGGGGUUUCACGGGAGAGUUCGACCUUCGUGUUUACUAA
Molecule: messenger RNA, 3171 nt
Organism: Metarhizium brunneum ARSEF 3297
Lineage: Eukaryota; Fungi; Ascomycota; Sordariomycetes; Hypocreales; Clavicipitaceae
Source: RefSeq, a predicted model, not a curated record